Molecule: messenger RNA, 1367 nt
Organism: Drosophila willistoni
Lineage: Eukaryota; Metazoa; Arthropoda; Insecta; Diptera; Drosophilidae
Gene: QIL1
Product: MICOS complex subunit MIC13 homolog QIL1
Exons: 2
Coding region: 290-676 (128 amino acids)
Biological process (GO): cristae formation
Cellular component (GO): MICOS complex; mitochondrial crista junction
Source: RefSeq, a predicted model, not a curated record
UUUUGUUUAUUUGGCGCCCGCAGUGAACAGUGCUGCCCCUCUGUUUAUAUUUUACUCUCGCUCUCUCUGGCUCUCUCCCACUCUUUCACAGUGAUGUUUAAAGAUUUUUAGCUUUUUCGGCAACUGGUCACAUUGACUAAAUUCCAUUUGUUUUUAUAGACCAUACGCAAAUCUCGCCAAGGAUUUGUGUUUUAGUUUAAUAACGAAAUCGACCAAACUUUAAGAAGUUUGGAAUUGACAAGGCAUUCAAUUGCAUCAUACCGAUUCUUCCCUUGACAAUUAAAACAAAAUGGUUGUUGGAUUCCUAGUACGCGGUGGCCUGGUGGCUGGAGCUGUUUACUACACACGCAAAGCUGGCAUCUGGGGCAGCACAGAGGAAACGGAAAAGCUAUACAACAAUGUGAAGAACCAACUGUGCCCAUAUGUGCAGCAGGUCCAAAAGAAACUGCCAUUCGAGGUGCCACAACUACCCAAAACGGGCGAGAUGCGAUUCCUGGCAAAACACUAUUACAAUGAGGGCGUUAAGAGCUCAUUCCGUUUCAUUCACAUGUUGCCCUGCUAUGCCGGACGAGGCCUUAAGAAGGUAAAGGACACAUUUGAGGAUUUCGCGAAAUCACCAGCUGGUGGCCAGGAGGCAUCGACGGCGACGGCGGUAGCAGUUAAACAGCAGCAAUAAGGGGAAUGGGGGGAGGCUAUUUCAAAUUGGGAGGCUUGUUUCAUGUUAGUCUAUAGUUCGAUCCAAUUGAAUAUGUUAAUUAAUCCUACCUUCCUUAUUCAACUGCCCGCACCCACACACACACACACACACAGACACACACACAAUGCAUCGGGCAUUGUACUAGAAAUAAACAAAUUUAUGUGUUAAGCGUGAAAGUAUCACCAAAAAACCAAAAAAAAAAAACAACUAAUUUACUUAUGCUGAUAUGAUUUAGAAUCUAGAUGGCUUUCUCUCUCUCUCUCGCGCUCUCUCAGUCUUAUUUAUGCAUGUUUUGGUUGUAAAUUUAUUUAGAUCCUCCUACUACCGACGUUGGCACUUGAUCAAACAAUGUCACAAAGUACUCCAAGUCAUAGUCUUUGAUUUAUACUCUUUCUCUUUCCUCCAUCUGCUUGUUGGCUUUGCUAUUUACCUUUGUGCUGCCGGGCACGUGAAUAAAAGACGACCUGUUGCCAAGUUUCACACGCCCACGCCCACUCUUUGACUCCUCUCUCUCUCUCUCGCUCUAUCUAGAUAAUAACCAGAAAUUAUUGCUGUAAACAUUAAGAGGACCAUGUUCAAAGAUUGUCAAUUACUAUAUAAAAUGACAGAGUUUUUGCCUCUUUGAAGAUAAAAGGCAAAAAAAGAGCAAUAAAUAAAACGUAACAUUUGA